GACAAUUAGCAAAACGCGGCUUAGAAUACUUAAGCACUCUUUUCUCUUAAAAAUAUGUCAUCCCUGAUCACGAAGGCAUUUUCUGUCCGCGGCCCCCGAGUCAACCCAGUGUCAACUCGCUUGCAUCUCAUCACAAUCCCGGCACUGGUGGAAUUGAAUCGCGCAAGAGAUGAGUGACGUGUUUGAAGGUUACGAGAGACAGUACUGUGAGCUGUCCGUCAAUUUGUCUAAGAAAUGCAAUUCUGCUUCAUUUCUUCCCGUUGGAGAUCCAAAGAAGCAACAUAUAUCUUAGCUCACAGUGGGGUUGGACGAAGCGGAUGGUCUGAUUCGAAAAAUGGACCUUGAGGCAAGAAGUUUGCAACCAAGUCUAAAAGCUGCUCUUCUUGCUAAGCUAAGGGAAUAUAAAUCCGACCUCAACAAGUUGAAAAGGGAAGUGAAAAAGCUAACAUCUAGCAGUUUCGAUCAAACAGCCCAUGAAGUAUUGCUGGAGUCUGACGUCGCAGAUGUACAUGCAGUUCCCUUGUGAUAUAUGUGCCAUGAAGUUCUUGGAGUACACUCCGCUUGAUCAUAUAAGUGAAUUUUUGAGUCAUGUGAAUCUAGGAGAACACACUGUUAAAUGCUCUCUUGAAGCCUACUCUUGCAAACACACUGGAACGGAUAAGAAGUUGUCUUUCAGUUUGGAAAAUGAGAUUCUUGAUUACCUCGGAAAGUCAUCUGACACCGACUCAUCUUCACCGGUUGAUUAUCUAUGUUGUAGAUCCAGCCGAAAGACAUUGAUUUAUCUGCUCCUUACACUGAAUCACAUAUAUCCAGAUCAUGACUUCAGGUAACUCUGUAGAUUAGUUUUUUGACAUGAGCUGAGAAGUAGGAUUAUGGGUAAUGCCACUGUCAGCUUUUUGGGCGAUAUUGCAUCCGGUUAUAAUCCUAUCUUACAGCUUUGUGGGAGUGUUGUCAAAAGGUUUGACAGGCAGUUUAGAUGACUGUUGCUCUAGGUGGAGCUGAGAGUUCAAGUCUCUCCAUUUCCCAAAACUAAAAUCCGUCCACUUGGCUGUACUGAUUACUGUGUGAUGUUUUUUUGGUGAUGCCACAAUGUUCCAACUUUCUGGUUUACCAGUGCAGUGAAUGCUCACCAAUUUUUUUCUGAAGAAAACUGGGAUAGUUUUAAGCAGGCAUUUGAUACUUACAUGUUUGAGGCAUCCAAGGAAUGGAUUGAGACACAUGAUGGCAGUCCUCUGCUAGAGACAUUGUACACGGCCUUGGAUGAGGUGUGUUUACUUUGACAAAACAUAUUGAUACGUGUGCUAAAAAUUUGACAUAUAAUGGUUGCAGGUUGUGAAAGUCUCUGACUGAAGUUUAUAGCUACAAUCCCGAGGCUGAUUCAGAUCCAUUUCAUGAAAAAGGAACCUUAUGGGCAUACCACUUCUUCUUCUACAAUAGGAAGUUGAAACGCAUUGUCAGCUUCCGCUUUAGCUGUGUGAGCAACUUGGCUUCAGCCGAUGGAUUGAAUAACCAGGAAGAAGAUGGAUACAUAUUCUUCGAUGGCAUGGACAUGUGAAGAAGCAAGAAAGCAAGACAAUGUGACGUGAAGAUGUAUGCAUAUGAUGAUGCUCUAUAAUCAGUCACUGGGAAAUUGUGAUUACUAAUUAGGAUGAAUCCCGCACUUAACCAGCACUUCUGUUAAUAUAUGUGUAUGAAGAUCAUGAACAAAUAUGUGAUUACUACUCGGUAUUAGGUAGGUUGCAACUGGAUCUUAUGUAUACACUAUACAUUACUAAGGCCACGGAGAACAUGUGAUGAAUGACCAAGGCCGGGUAUAGUUGCUUCAAAUGUUAGUUCCUCCGUCCAAAAAUGAACCGACAACGAAGUUAGAAUCA
This is a messenger RNA of Cuscuta epithymum, 1874 nucleotides long. The record is from the annotation of a GenBank genome assembly. NCBI's taxonomy places the organism in Eukaryota, Viridiplantae, Streptophyta, Magnoliopsida, Solanales, Convolvulaceae.